UUCCCAUUUAUCUGAAGCGUCAGGCAGCAACAGGACUGAGCUGACCUAGAAUCCAUGUACGUUAUGAGCUGUUGCGAGUGUGGAUUCAGUUAUUCAGUUUCGUCAGACUGCCGUGCCAGACAAAAUGGCCGACUUUGUUGAAAAUGUGCUCCUUUAUGUGGCUCUCACGUUUCUAUGUGUGAUUAACAUAAACGGAGAUCAAUGUGGUUGUAGCAUAGAGGAACGGGUGACCAGAUUGGAAAACGAAUUUAGCAACCUGCGCAAUGAACAUCGACAACUUCAAACUGUGGUAGAAGAAAACAUUGGCCGUCGAAACCAGAGUAGUGCAAACAUCACAGAGUCGACACAGACAGGAUACUAUGGCGUAGAUAAUGAUCAUCGAAACCAGAGUAGUCCAAACAUCACAGAGUCGACACAGACAGGAUACUAUGGCGUAGAUAAUGAUCAUCGAAACCAGAGUAGUCCAAACAUCACAGAGUCGACACAGACAGGAUACUAUGGCGUAGAUAUGGGCCGACAUAACCGGAGUGGGUCGAACUACGCAGAAUCGGCACCUACGGAAACAGUGACAGGGGAUGACGGAGAUGUGGUCGUGCAGGAAGUGAGAAGGACUCGCGUUCCAGAAGGCGUCAAGUUCACAGUGCGAUAUUACGCCAGUCCGUAUACCGAUCUACGCGUUCGGUGGACGGAUGACAGUGGGGCUAAUAUAGAGCUGGAACCCACACUGGUAUUGACCACAGAAAGGGGUGUGUUUGAGUCUGAGGUCGUGACUGCUCCCCAGAGUAACUCAAGCGUAACUGUUCGACUCCGCACGCCCAAACAGAGGUUAUCCCUACAGCUGAGGAACGUGGAGGAAGACGACGUGUUACAGAGAGACAUCUCUUUUCCUGUGUUGCGAACCAUUCCCCAGGGAGACAUCGUAUACGAACAAGGUCAAAACGUUGAUUUUCAGAUUGUGCGAUCAAGAGGUAACGGAAGCAGCCCUGUUACAUCUUCUAAACGAUACAUCAUUCUGAACCCUAUAGAUCAUACUAAGGCCAUAAUUGUUGUAUCGUACUCGGAUUUCGAAUUCUCCAGUGUUGAAGCUGAAACCACGUCACAGGGCCUUGAGUAUCUGACCAGACGACUAAGAAUGACCAGCCGUCCCACUAGCGGUGUCGUUUUAUAUACCCUCAACAUGCCCAAGUCCGAUGUCCUUAUUGAACGCGCUCAGAUACGUCGCACUGUUGUCAUCCGGCCCUCUACACAAUCAGAGGCGUUUCCACGGGGAUUUCUGGACAUCCCGAAUUCUCGGUAUAAUGAGAUCCUUGGGAACAGAUCUGAAGUGGCGACCUGCAGCAAUAUGAUUACUCCUGGCUGUUUCAUAGCCUGCUAUGGUGCUGGUGAGGACAUAGUCAGGAUGACACUGUGGAAAGUCCGUGCAAAUGGAUACAAAGAGAGAGUGGAGGAACAACAAGUCGGUGAAGAUGACCACUACGGUUAUGUAGUCAAGAAAGUCCAGCCAGACUCAGGACCUGUGUCCCAGUCCCACUACCAGUGUGAAGCUGUAAAUACAGAAGGAGAGAUAGUCACUAGAGACUAUUUUGUCAACUUUAUCAUUGGAGCUGAGAUUAUCCAGGAAGAAUCGAGGGUCACCAGGAUUAAUGAAACGCUGGUUGAGGUGCAGUGUGUCGCGGCAGGGAACCCACCCCCAGAAGUCCUCUUUUUCCUCACGUACGGAGAGUUCAAGCAGAGAGAUAUUGAGCCGUCGUCUGUAUCCACGAACGCCCAGAAUCAUGUGGUGGCCACACUCUACGCACCAACCUCAACCACAGGAGACUAUUACAGACCAGGAGGACCCCUCAACAAAGCCGCUUGCAACGCCCGAGGUCCAAUAGGAGGGGAGUAUUCUUUCGACUAUUACGAGUGGCCGGUGGUGCUGGAGUAAUACUUUGACAGCCGACAUAUAGUAACCACAGAGGGCGCAAUUCAGGCCUGAAACUGAUAAACAGCUAGCCACUUGGUAGCCAAAACGUUAUAACUAAUGAUAAUACAGCAAUAACCUGUCUUUUCUCUAAAUUUCAUCGUCAAGUGCCAGAUCUGCGACAGAUAUAGACGAUCAUGGUUCUCCAUUCAUUCCUUUGCUCAGAUGCUUUAAUGUUUUAAAAAUACAUUAUUAAGAUCAUCCAAUGAAGUUGCUCUGGGUCUAUCCCUGCUUCCUUUGCCUUCAGUUUUGCGAGUGAGACCAAGAUGUUCGAGGCUUUUAUGUCUAUUUUGAUGUCCCAGAAACGGAAUCUUUCUUUUACAAAUCAACUCGUUAACUAUGAAAUUAAAGUUUACAUAGAACACUCAAAUGACUUAUUAUAAAAACCACGCUCAGUAGUCUGUUAACAUUUAUGUUACCCAAGGACAUUCCUUUGUAGUUAUUGGAAAAUUGUUCUGGCUAUUCUCUUAGUAGUAUACGUUACAAAGUAAGGCCAAAUACCAGCAUUUCAUACUGACAUAAUGUUCUGACAGACAUGCAAACGGUUACACUAAUGUGAGUCUGACAUUUAAAAAAAAAUAAUGAUUAGAAUGUGCAUAACAUGCCCAUUAGUGCACAGCUGAGAAAGUAACAGUUACGUUACAUUUACGACUGAAAUCAUCUAAUGAUUGUUUAGUUCAGUCAAGUUUUAAUAUGCCUUUUUACGGUACUUGCAUUACAAGUAGAUCAUACCAAUGCCAGUGAUUAGAAGUGUUAUUAGUGAGUAAUAUACAGAGAAAAGAAAAAGGGGAUAUAAUAUUAGGACGAGAGAUGUCUGAUUGGGAAGAAGAAGUUAACCACACCAGAGCACCCACAUACUGCCCAUUCUAAUAAUUGUACACUGUAGCAGCUUUCUUUGUUAAUUCGAGUAACAUAGUUAAUAUAAGAAACUUUUGGAACUCCUGUUAUUCUAUUGUAUUGGCAAAAGUAUUUAUAUUACAGGUGUAUCAUCUACAUUAUUUUUUAUCUAUUUGUAUGCAGCAGUUAUACUGUAUUUCUUCAGACUAUGAAAGUCGAAUCACUGUAAUCUGUAGCAGCUUGUUUAUGAUAUUACCCAUGUAGGGAAAUUAAUUAUUGGAACACUCUUGUUUUUAUGUUACAAAUCCAUUAAAGAAAUAUUUUUGUCGUGCCUCUUUUUAAGUUUUAAAAUAAAGUCUUAUCACUGCUCUCUA
Aplysia californica (California sea hare) is the source of this 3174-nucleotide messenger RNA. RefSeq lists its product as uncharacterized. Lineage: Eukaryota; Metazoa; Mollusca; Gastropoda; Aplysiida; Aplysiidae. The record is from RefSeq and is a predicted model, not a curated record. The coding region runs from base 125 to 1927 and encodes 600 amino acids. The transcript has 14 exons.